This is a messenger RNA of Rhodotorula graminis WP1, 5081 nucleotides long. RefSeq lists its product as uncharacterized. NCBI's taxonomy places the organism in Eukaryota, Fungi, Basidiomycota, Microbotryomycetes, Sporidiobolales, Sporidiobolaceae. The record is from RefSeq and is a predicted model, not a curated record. The coding region runs from base 1 to 4887 and encodes 1628 amino acids. The transcript has 7 exons.
AUGCAGCAGCCCUAUCCGCCUCGCCUGCAGAUCGACUCGCCGCGCUUCUUGGCCAGCAGCAGCACCAUGUUCGGCUCGCCAGGAGGCGCCAUGUUCGCGUCGCCCGCGGCGUACAGCGGCCACCCGUUCGGCGCAGCCGGCAUGCUGAGCCCCGAGGCGCUCCCUCACGGCAGCGUCUCGGGCCCGUCCACCCACGGAGCGGCAGCACCCGCAUCUCCGCGCUCCUUCUUAUCCUCGUCGGCACCUCCCCCUCGCGGUCACGGCAAGCGCGAGAGCGUGUCCGUCUCGGCUCUGCGCGUCGGUGACGACCCGCUGCGCAGUCCGACGCUGUCGCGCGCGACCUCGGCGAGCCCGGCGACCUCGUCGAGGAGGGACGAGCCGCGUCGCAAGAAGGUCGUCGUGUGCAUCCCGCGCGAGCGCUCGACGGGCGACAAUGACGACGCCGACGGCGAGGGCACGGUGAGCAGGGUCGAGGAGCGAGCGAGCGCAACGCGCCGGGUCCCGCUGUCGGCCAAGGAGCGCGGGGAGGUCCUGGCGAGGGUUGAGGCGGUGGACGGCGGGGCGGUCGUCGCCUCUCGCCCGCAGCACGAGGACGAGGUCAAGCAGUCGGAGCUGCCGCCGAUGAUCGACGUGUACCUCCCGGGCAAGGACGCGUGGGAGGAGGUGUGGGACCAGUUCGAGGAGGGCAAUCGCCGUCCCGCAUUCCUGUCGUCCCCCGCACCGCCGUCGCCCGACACCCUCUUCCCUCGCCGCGCCGGGCAUGGCCGCACCGCCUCCCUGUUCGCCAGCCCGUCCGCCCACCUCCCGCCGCGUCUGCAGUCCGUCGUCGACUCGGUCCGCCGCGUCGGCGGCGGGCAUGCCCCCACCCUCUCGCUCUCGCUCCCCACGAGCCUCGCCACCCUGCGCACGACCCCCCUCGCGACCAUGCGCUCGUCCGCCUUCCCCUCGCCCUCGCCGACAUCCACGUCCACCUCGCCUGUACCCGCGCUCGGCGGCAACGCGACGAGCUCUCGCGGGCUGACGCCGCUGGCGGACAGCUUCGUCCCGUCAGCGGCGGCCACCCGGCUGAGAGCCGCAGCCUCGACGGCGCUCCCGUGCAGCCCGUCGAGCUCGCCCGAGCGCGCUCGCCUCGUCGUCGCCGUCCCGCACGACGAGCAGGGCGAUGAGCGCCUCGUUGCGCACGGCCCUUCUCGGCCCCUGACCGAGGCGAACGUCUCGGGCGCGCUCGUCGACGUCGACGAGCGUCUCGAUCUCGAAGGCGACGUCGCACAGCGUCCUGACGCCCAUGACGUCGUCGAGCUCGGCGCCGAGCGGACGCACGACGGUCGGCGCCGCACGGCCCGCUCCAGGAGCGCGUCCGGCGUGUCGACGAGGACCGACCACACGGGCGUCGCGAGCCUGUCGGGCUCGGCCCCUAGCUGGACCAACGCGAGCGAGGAGGAGGACAAGACGAGCUCGUGCGGCAGAGCAGGGCGAGGACAUGCGCCGGCGCUCAGCCACGAGCUGAGCCGCGCCCUCACCGACCUCGGGUCGCUCGACGCGCACGAGCCAGACGAGGCGCCUCGUCCCGUCGCAGCGCGCACCGCCAGCGAGCCUGCCGCCGUCGAGAUCGGCGCGUCGGACAACUCGCAGGACGGCGACGGCGAGCUCUCGGCGAGCGAGUACGGCAAGCUCUCGGACGCCGGCGCAGCUGACGAGCGCGCCGCUCGUCGCGCCCGACCUACCCGCCAGCACCCGUCGACCGCAUCGACGACCGACGACGAGGACGACAAGCCGCUCGCCAUGCUCGCGCUCCGGCCACCACCGAGCCCGCUCUUCCAGGCGCCGACCGAAGUCGACCGCACCGACCACGAGGACUCGAGCGUCAAGCCGCCGCAGCACAAGGUCAACCUCGCGUUCGCCUUUCCGCCUCGAUCGUCGAGCGACUCGCCCGGCAAGGUCCGCCGCCAAGCCGCCGAGGUCGCCCUCCCCGACAGCUCGCCGGCCAGCUCGGCGCAGGCGAGCCCGCAGCUCGGCUCGUUCGACUUUGUCGACUCGGCGCCACACAGCGUCGGUGGCUUGUCUUUCCGCCGGCGCAAGAGCGCGGCGCCGUCGUCGUCGUCGUCCGUCGAAAUCGCGUUCGGGCCUUUCGGCGAGCCGGGCUCGCUCGCCGUCUCGCCGAGCGCGCUCCCUGAGACGCCGCCUGUGCCGCACGGCGACCGUCCUGCGACUGACGGCGCGUCCAGGACGUCCACGUCGUCGACGUCGUCCACCCGCCCGGCGCUCAAGGCGACGGCCGCCGACUUUCAGCCGUCGCUGCCGACCGGCCUCCCCACCUCGUUCGGCAUUUCGAGUGCCUCGUCGUUCGACUUCCUCCCUCCUGCCGACGCACCUAUCCUGCCCUCGAGCGCGUCGAUGCCGCCGCUGCCUGCCCCGACGCGCCACGUCAGCGGCUCGCGCGGCCCGCUCCCGCCCAUCCCCCUCACGACCGUCACGCCGCACUCCUCCGCCCUCAAGCGCCGCAAGGGCGACGACGGCGACUGGCUGCCGGCGAUCGAGCCCUCGUCGUCGCAGCACCUCGUGUCGACGCCGUUGCUCGCGCAUCCGCAGCCGCGUCGGCCGCUCCCGGACCCGCCGUCCGCGUUCGAGUACGACGACCCGAGCCUCGAGCGCGAUGCCGGCGAUGUCGAGAUCCUGAGGGAAGAGGGCGACGAGGCGGAGGACCAGGAGGACUCGGGCAGCAGGAGCUUCAUGUCGUCGCUGUCGGUCGACGACCCGCUCCCCGAGCAGUACGCCCCGGCGCGUCCAAUCGGCGCCAAGCGUCCUGUCGCACGAGACGCGUCGACCUCGAGGCCGUUCUCGCUGCGGGCGGCGCCGAGCCUGUCGGCCGACGGCCGCGUCCUUGGCUUCCGCCGCGGCGGGCCAUCGCCCGGCGCCAGCGCAGUAGCGCCCGAGGCGCAGGUCAGCCCGGCGAGAAUGGGCGAUCCUCGGGCGGCGAGAGAGGACAGUGUCGACAUCGCGCUGCCGUCGUCGUUGCGCGCCAAGAGCAAGGCGAUCCCUCUCGGUGCGGCUCGGCUCAAGGCGAGCGACAUCUUCGACGGCACGUUCGGCGGCCCCGACUCGCCGGCGAGCUCCCUCGUCUUCAACGGCUCAUCAUCGAGCGUCGUCGCCGACGAGGAGGACGACGACCUGCCGCUGCGCAUCCUCGAAGACCUCAUCUCGAGCCACUUCGACGAGCUCAAGACCGAGCUCGUGGCGGCGCGCGAGCAGACUCGACCCGACCUCGACCGCCUCGUCGACUCGGUCACCUCCCGCCUCGAGGCGGUCCUCGUCGCGCAGGGUUCCAGUCGAGUCGGCGCGUUCGAGGCCGAUCGCAGGCUCGACGAGGCGCACAAGCGCAUCGAGCAGCUCGCCGCCACUGCCCUGGAGCGCGUCGAGAACGCCGAGCCGUCCGGUCGCCCUCGUCGCCCGACCCUCCUCGACGCCAACCGCUCCCUCUCGGCACCUCCCCUGCGCCCGAGCACGCCCGGCCUCGUCGACGUCGGCGGUCCCGCCCUCGCCUACUCGGCUUUCCUCGACGACCUCGAGCGCAUUGUCCAGCCGCUCGUGCACGCACCGCUCGACCCGGCCGUUCUCGCCGCCAGCGUCGCGUCGGCGAUGCAGCCGCACCUCGCCGACCUCGUCGAGCGCGUCGCGCCGUCCACGUCGUCGUCCCAGGUCACGGUCGCCGAGCCCGUCGCAUUUGGGAAGGUCAACGGCGACUCGAUCGACCAGGGCCUCGUCGACGCGAUCGUCACGGCCCUCGAGACGCGCAUCACUCGCUCGGGCGCUCGCAAGGACUUGGACGCCCAGCUUGAGCAGACCGAGGCGGGCCUCGCCGUCCCGUCGCACCUCGACUUCCUCCAGGCGGCGCUCCAGGCGGUCAAGGCGGGUCAAGAGCAGCUCGUCGAGGCGCUCAAGGUGCGAGAAUCACCGUCAGCGACAUCGGCGACAGGCGACCAAGUCGAGCGAGUCGUCGAGCAGAUCCUCAAGGCGGUCGGGCCGUCGUCGACGUCUGCCGACAAGGCGCGCUUCUCCGACCUCGGCAUCCAGCUCGCCAAGGCGCGCAACGAGCACGGCAAAGCUCGCAGCGAGAAGGCGGCGUUCCAGGACCGGCUCGAGGAGGACCGAGCGCGGCACGCCGCCGAGCUCGGCAAGCUUCACGCUCGGCUCGAGGCGCAGGAGAUGGCGCUCAAGCGGGUCGAGGGCGAGAAGGAGGCUGCGCGAGAGGCGCUCGCGAGGUCGCAGGGCGAGGUGGCGGGUUUGGAGAAGAGGGUCGCCGCGCAGGAUGCUCGAGUCGACGCCUUGCAGCGCGCCAAGAUGGUCCAGCAGCAGUCGCUCGCCGUCGCCAACCAGCGCAACUCGAACAAAGCCGCCUCGCUCGCCGCCGCUCGAGCCCGAGUCGCGGAGCUCGAGGCGGCCUCGUCGUCGGCCGACGCUCAGGUCAACGCGCUCGACGAGGCCAACACGGCGUACCGCGUGCAGCUCGCGUCCAUCCAGAAGUCGCUCGAGUCGCUCCAGGUCGCCGUCAAGAGCGAGCACGACGAGGCGGCGCUGCGCAUCGCCCAGCUCACGACCGAGCGCGACCGCCUCGCCGAGGAGAACGAUCGCCUCGUGCGCGCGGCGUACAAGGGCGACGAGGACGCGCCGCCGACGCCUCGCCAGGUCGUCGGCCCGCGCCUGUACCCGACGCCGCCGUCUCCUCCGUCGCUCGACAGCGGCCUCGCCCUCGUCGAGCAGCACACGGGCAACAGCGACGAGUCGGACGAGACGGUCGCGCACACCGAGUUCUCGCCGACGCCGAGCGUGUCGGGCCAUUCGGUCGUACAGGACGGCGAGGACGGGUGGUGGACGGCCGUCGACGCUUAGCUUUCCCUCUCUCGCACUCUUUGCCGUCUUCCUAGCCAUUACCCCUCUUGCACACCCUACCUACGUCCUCCUCGUAUCGCCCUCCUCCUGUCGCACCUCGUCCUUCUUGCUUCUCCCUCUCGCCUCUGCCUAGCUGUCCCCGGUUCUCUACCUCUCGCACGCACGUCGCAACGCAGCCGAUCUUUGCACACGCC